This is a messenger RNA of Solanum lycopersicum (tomato), 2878 nucleotides long. The record is from RefSeq and is a predicted model, not a curated record. Lineage: Eukaryota; Viridiplantae; Streptophyta; Magnoliopsida; Solanales; Solanaceae.
UAUCUACAUCAGGACAAGUUAAUUAAAACAAUGGAUCAUUAAAAUAUAUACAUAGAAAAAUAAUCGUCUUGAGGUCUUAUAACAUCAUUAUUAUUAAUUUAACAUUAAUAACGUGUAUUAUUCUCUUCAUUAUACAGGUCUGCAUCUAUAAUUGCAAUAUUAUAAUUUAUAAUAGUCUUCCAAUCAUUGUCAUUUACUGUUCAGAUAUAUACUUUUAAUAAUUUUAUUGAAUUAAUUAAACUUUUUAUUGCCUUUCAAUCACUUCCAUUAGAUUUAGUAUUUGACACUGCUGUCACACAAUUCAUAUUUUUUUCUUGCAAUAAUGUUUAUCUCACUGGUUUAUCUUAAAUAUUUUAAUAAAUUUCCCCAAAAGGAUACAUUAUCUAUUAUACUUGAGGAUAUAAAUCUUGAUUCUUUAUAGCUAAAUCUUUUUUCCACUAUUUUCGUCAAAUCUAGACAAUAUAAUUUGUUAAAUAUAUAGCAGAAACUAUUUGGCUAUUUGGACAUAAAAAUUGUAAGAUUUUGAAGGAAAAAAAAAUAGCAUUUCGUUUUAAGUUAAAAAUGAUAUCUGAGAAUUGGAUCUAAAUUGAAAGUGUUUCUGAAUUUUGUGUGUAAUUUGAUGUGAAAACAACUUUCUGGACUUCUUCAAACAGUUCCCCAAAAUAAAUUUAAAAAGGAAGUGAAAAAAUAUCCAUGGCUCCAAAUAGGCCCUUAAAAGUGUAAACUUUUUAACAAAUUUACGACAACAACAUACCUAGUAUAAUCUCCCAAUUGGACUCCGAAAAGGAUGGUGUGUGCACAUGCAAAUCUUACCGCUACUUUACAUUGUUAAGGUAGAGAGAUUGUUUCUAAAAGACCGUCAGCAAAUUGAGAAGGACUAAAAUUGUUCAAUACAUACUUGAGGGACUAUUUUGAACCUACCCUCAAACAUAAGGGAUCAUUUACUCCACUGUCUACACUCUUUAUAUAGUUGUGACUAUGUUAUUAUAAACAAAACACAGAAAAAACAUACAAAGCUCUAAAGCCAUGACAAACAAACUUCAUAUAGUCAUGUUCCCUUGGCUAGCUUUUGGUCAUAUUAUACCAUACCUUGAACUUUCCAAAUUAAUAGCUCAAAAAGGUCACAAAAUCUCCUUCAUUUCUACCCCAAGAAACAUUGAUAGACUCCCAAAACUCCCACUUGAAUAUUCCACAUCAAUAACCUUAGUGAAAAUCCCUCUUCCUCAUGUUGAUGGAUUACCAGAAAAUGCAGAAGCAACUAUGGAUAUUCACACUAAAGAUAUUGUCUAUCUCAAAAAAGCCUUAGAUGGAAUGGAACUUCAAUUAACAAGUUUCUUGGAGAAAACUUCUCCUGAUUGGAUUAUUCAUGAUUUUGCACCUUAUUGGUUAGCACCAAUCACAACUAGGUUAAGGAUCGCUAGGGGCUUUUUUCGAGUUAUUAACGCUUGGUUUUUGGCUUUUUGGGGAUCUACAGACAUGAUGCUCACUGGCUAUACUGAUCCACCACCAACACCAGAGGAUCUCAUGGUGAUGCCGAAAUGGAUACCGUUUGAAACAAAGGCGGUUUUUCGUCACCAUGAAGCUAAGUGGGUAGUUGAUGCCAUGCAGAAGAACGUGUCUGGUGUGUCGGACAUAUAUCGUGCUGGAGCUACGAUAAAGGAUGUUGACGUAGUUAUUAUACGUCACUGUUAUGAGUUUGAAGGUCAGUGGUUGAAGUUACUAGAGGAUCUUCACCAUAGGCCUAUAGUUCCAGUGGGGUUAAUGCCACCUUCAUUGGACAACAGUGACAACAAUGGGACUUGGACAUGCAUCAAAGGAUGGCUAGAUGAACAAACCAAAGGAUCGGUAGUUUACGUAGCAUUAGGGAGUGAAGUGACUAUUGGUCCACGUGAAAUCAACGAGUUGGCCUAUGGGUUGGAGUUGUCUGGGGUACCAUUCUUCUGGGUUUUGAGGAAGCUAUCUAACUCAGGACACAUGGAUUACGUUGAGCUGCCUGAUGGGUUUGAGGAGAGAACACAUGGUCGAGGUAUAGUAUGGAAGAGUUGGGUACCUCAGUUGAAGAUACUAAGUCACAAGUCAGUUGGUGGAUUCUUGACUCAUUGUGGAUGGAGCUCGAUAAUAGAAGGGUUAAUGUUUGGUCACCCGUUGAUUAUGUUGCCAUUUUUGGUUGAUCAAGGUUUGAAUGCAAGAGUCCUAGAGGAUAAGGAGAUUGGUAUAGAAAUACCAAGAAAUGAAGAGGAUGGUUCAUACACAAGGGACUCAGUAUCCAGUUCAGUGAAGUUGGUAAUGGUAGAAAAAGAUGGAAGAAGAAUUAGAGAGGAAGCAAGAGAAAUCAGUUCAAUAUAUGGGAAUAAAAGGCUACAUGAUAAGUAUAUAGAAGAUCUAAUUCAGUUUUUGGAAGAUCAUAGAAAAAUGUCUUAUGGGCAUAGUUCCUAGAAAUCUAUGUAAUCAAAAAACAAAAUAAAUAAAAUUUAUCCCCUUCCUUUUCUUCCUAUCUAAUUCUACCUGUCUAUUUUCCACUUAAUCCACCCUAGACAACUCUAUAGUGAAUAUAACAAGCAAAAAUUCUGCACAUUAUGGUGAUCCAUUUGCUUAAAUGUUGCCAACUUGAGGUACCCAUUUUGCAACAUAUCAGCAGGAAAUACUCUCUGUGCAUGAGCACGGAAUAUAUUAGGCUUGCUGAAGAAAAUUACAGGGCUUCAUGAGACAAGGAAAUAAAAUUCUACAAAUAAAACAUAUGCACAUUUCUAAGGAACAAAGCUGAAUGACAACGGAAUAUGGUACACACCUGAUCGCAGCAGCUAUCCUGAUGAAAAAUGUACAAUGCCUACUUAAAUUUUCUUUUAGCAGUCAUUCUGCGUAUAAAUAAUUUAGCUAA